Molecule: messenger RNA, 213 nt
Organism: Geodia barretti
Lineage: Eukaryota; Metazoa; Porifera; Demospongiae; Tetractinellida; Geodiidae
Source: the annotation of a GenBank genome assembly
GUACCGCUUCGCGUUAACCUAUACAUGUGUAUGUUAUGUGAAAUCGCGUAUGAGCGACUUCUCGCGUGGAGAACUGAAGUGAAGCUGAAAGGAGUGGCAGGGAUAGUGACUGGACUGAUACCAUCCAUUGCUCUGUCAGCUGCCUCCUGGUACAUCAAGAAGAGACUGGAGAAGGAAGUGUCUGGAACACACUACCAAACCAUAUCACAGAUG